AUGCAACGGCAGACCACGGAAAACAUCUCUCGUCUCAAAGCCACGCUGUCAGCUCUCCUCAAAGACCCCGACUUCCUCCCAGACGGGGGAUUGUUCGGAUUCAGCCUUUCUCACGCUUACCCUGUCACUAGAGGCGAAACGGUCCUGAAAGAGCUUGUUCCGAUGCUCAAAGGCGAAGACCGGAUGAUUCGCGAUACCUGCUCAGAGCUCGGAUUAGGGGUUUCUGUCAAAAGCGUUAUCCGAGACGAUAAAACUGACCACGACUAUAGAUGGGAUCUCUGGAACGUACCAGAAGAAGCUCGUUACCCUCCUUGCAUCAUGAUGGACAAAGCUGAGGAUUUGGCGUCCUGGUAUCAAAUAGAAGACCCAUUGGUUGACUAUUUCGCGGAAAGGAAUAAAGGAACUCUACUUCAUCCCUUUGAUAAGAAAUAUGUUGAUAACAAUGUCCGGGAGUAUCACCGCGAUGAUCCCUUAAGAUCGAAGGCAGUUGUUUGGAUAUCGGAGUUGAAGGAGGAGAAAGGAGGAGGAUAUGAAUUGCCUUUUGUCGCGUAUGGAAACGAGGCGACGAUGAAGCUGGAAUAUGUUCAUUUAGUUUUAAUCGCUGCUUUUGGGCCCACGAAGGAUAGGCGUAAUUGGGAGGCGUACACCGGCGUUGAAGGGAUGAAGUUGUGA
Molecule: messenger RNA, 672 nt
Organism: Marasmius oreades (fairy-ring Marasmius)
Lineage: Eukaryota; Fungi; Basidiomycota; Agaricomycetes; Agaricales; Marasmiaceae
Exons: 1
Coding region: 1-672 (223 amino acids)
Source: RefSeq, a predicted model, not a curated record